CCCAUCACCCACCACAUCACCCAUCAAAUCAACCAAAAGCCUAUUCACCCUCCAAUUCCAUCUAAUAGAUAGUCCAUCGACCAACAGCUCAAAUUCCAACACCACCAUACCCAAGCUUACCUUGCUUUGCUUUGCUUUGCUUUGCUUUACCUUACCUUACCUUACCUUACCUUACCUUACCUGACUUUACCUUUCACUCGAUACCCCCAAUACUCUAUUUCUAUACUUUCAAUCAAUACUUCGUUGUUCACGUCUUAUCUGCCAAAGAUCCAUUUUAUUAUCACGGAUAAAAAUUAACUCCACCCACUUAAUAUUUAUUAGUCCUCAAUAAUCAUACAGUGUUACAAUCUGCCUCAUAGGACUAAACUUUUAUCUCCUGUUCCUGCAGAUUCAUGUCAGCCGUACACCUUGGACGAGAAAUCCUUCCGACCAGGUCAAAGAACCUCCAUCUACUCAGCCCCCAAGGUCGCUAGGAAGCUAGCGACAAGUCAAUAGGUUGGCUGACACCGGCGACUGGAUAUCCAUCCAUCGAUACAGUACGAUACGAUCAUUCCUCCUUCGUCCUUUACUUUCCCCGUUUUUACUUCUUCGAGAAGAUUUAAAAAUACCACCCUUCGUAGACCUUAUGAGUUCUAUGAACGCCCGCUUAAAAAGCCUUGGGUUCGGUUCCAAACGUAAAUCGAGUGCAAACAAUAUCUCAACAGCCAUCCCGCCAAACCCCACUUCUACUACAUCCUCACCACAACUUGCGCAAUUACCCGGACAACCUACUCCUCCUCCACAGACAGCUUCUUCCUCUACAGCAAGUUUACCUAUGAAUCAUCCUGGAGGUCCUGGCGUAAGACCGCCGAGCUACUCUAAUCAAUAUACACCCGUUGGGCGUACAACGUCUCCGAUGGCUCAAGGUACACCACGAACCCCUCCGGCACAGAUGAUGGGCGGUCCGCCACCAAUUAAUACAGCAGCUACCGGCGGCUACCCUCCACAACAAGGAGUUAUGGGAGGACCUCCUCCAGCUGGGCCACCACAGUACAAUCAUCCUCCUCAAUAUGGUGCCGGAGGGGCACCGAUGCAAGGCGGUGCGGGUCCGCAGUAUGGAGGCAGGACUAAUCCGGUGGAAGUUGAAGGCGCUGGCAAAAGCAAGGCACAACUCAUCGUGGGAAUAGAUUUUGUAAGUAUAGCACACAAUAUCUCCGGCUUCACAGAACUAAUUCAUGAUUUGCAGGGCACUACUUUCUCUGGUGUAGCCUUUGCUUUUGCGACCAACACCGAGGCGAAAGAGGAUAUCAUUACCGAAUGGCCUGGAGCGGGAUCAUACACUAAACAAAAGGUGAGAUAUGACAUCGGCUGUUUACAAUAACAUAUGCUAACAUCUUCAGAUUCCCACCGUCCUCUAUUACGAUCAAUACCAAAAAGUUGUUGGAUGGGGUCCUGAUAUCGCAGAUGCAUUGGCACCGACUGGGUAUCCAAAGCCAGGUGUUCAAAAGGUAGAAUGGUUUAAACUUCAAUUGAUGCUUUCCGGUAACACAUAUAUCGAUCCUAUCAACCUUCCGCCCCUUCCACCAGGAAAGUCAGAGAUCGAUGUUGCAGCGGAUUACCUAUUCAAACUCAGACAAGCUAUGCGAAACCAAUUACAAAAGACUUUGGGAGAGGUUUUCAAUCGAGAAGAAAGAAAUAUCCGAUACUACCUGACAGUUCCUGCUAUUUGGAAUGAUGCUGGCAAGGCUGCGACCAGAGCUGCUGCCAUCCAGGCUGGAUUCUUGAGGGAUGAGAACGACAAUCGAUUGACUUUGAUUACGGAACCCGAAGCUGCUGCGCUUUUUUGCUCAAAGGCCGGUCUAUUGAACCUCAAGAUUCAUGAUGCUGUACUCAUCGUCGAUUGCGGUGGUGGAACUGUCGAUUUAAUUGCAUAUGAGGUCGAAGAAGAGUCCCCAUUCACAGUAUCCGAGUGUACAGCAGGUUCUGGCGAUUCUUGUGGGUCUACUGCAUUGAAUCGAAAUUUCAGUAAUAUUUUACGAACCAAGAUCCGAAAGAUGAAAUUACCAGAGGGCUCAAAGACAGCCGGGAGAGUAUACGCAAAAUGUAUUAUGGACUUCGAGAACAGAAUCAAGGCGGAUUUCAGAAAUAACAAUCAGAAAUGGGCCGUCGAUGUCGGCAUUGAGGCAGAGUUCCCCGAAGCAGGAAUUGAAGAAGGAUAUAUGACAUUCACCAAUGAAGAAAUUCUGCAAUGUUUCGAGCCAGUUGUCAACCGAAUUUUGGAACUGGUUCGGAACCAGAUCAUUGCCAUUCAAGCACAAAACCGAACACUUCAGAACGUCUUGGUUGUUGGAGGUUUUGGUGCAUCGGAAUAUCUUUUCCAACAAAUCAAACUUCACGUACCACCUCAAUUCCAGGCCAAGGUUGUUCGUCCUAUGGAUUCCGUGGCUGCUAUUGUUAAGGGUGCUGUUACUGCCGGUAUCACUGAAAGAGUCGUUACAUCCCGUGUAGCUCGUCGUCAUUACCUCAUGGCAACUCUUCAACCUUUCAAGGAGGGACACCAUCCAGAAGCCUACCGUGUUCCAUCUUUGGAUGGUAAGGAUCGAUGCAAGUUUACUCGUCAAAUUUUUGUACAGAAAGGACAAAGAGUUAAGAUCGGUGAGCCAGUCAAAGUAUCAUUCUUCAGACAAGUGGCACCAGGAGCCACUUUGAUGUAUGAGGAUAUUUUGUACGCUUGCGAUGAUGAUGUCUGCCCCGAGUAUACCAAGGAUCCACGUAAGUUAAUUUGACCUCAGGUAUAUUAUGGUUUACACUAACAUUUUUAUAGGUGUCAAAGAAGUUGUUACUCUCACAUCUGAUCUUUCUCGCAAGAAUCUUGAAAAGGAUUUUGAAAGAAUGGAUACCCCUCAAGGCACCUUCUACCGAGUGUACUUUGACAUCUACCUCACACUUGAUGGAUCCGAAUUCAAUGCUGAACUCGUUUGCCAGGGAGAAGUCAUGGGUCGUUGCACUUCCAGAUUCAGAUAAUCGUUCUUCAGCAAGCAUAAAAAUCAAUACACAUUGGAUUUGACGAAUUUUUACAUUUAGUACUUUAGCGUUCUGCAGAUAUCAGAGUACUUACAGAGUGGCAUUACAAUUUGAGAUGCACGGCGCUGGAGUGAAGAGAAGCUUUUUCAGAUUUGACGGUAGGAAGCUUUUCUGCAAUGAAUUUCAUGACGGACGAGGAGAUGAUUGAGCAAGGAAGAAUUGGGUUGAUAGAUUGAUGGAAAGUGAUCAGAUUCAAAACCGGUGAGGUGAUUUGCAUGAUGAAUGGAAGAAAAAUGGGAUCGUUUGGAUCAAAUCAGGUACUUUUUUUUUUCGGUAUAUUGAUGAUGGGAUGAAUAAUCUUUUUAUAUCCUAAUGAUAGGAAUGAAUGAAUGGAUCCAUAGUUUAGAGAGUUGAUACCUAUUUGCUCAUUUUUGGGUUUGUAGUUGGUGAAAAUAAAAUGU
Molecule: messenger RNA, 3464 nt
Organism: Sclerotinia trifoliorum
Lineage: Eukaryota; Fungi; Ascomycota; Leotiomycetes; Helotiales; Sclerotiniaceae
Source: the annotation of a GenBank genome assembly